AUGGCUGUGAAGAAGAGAAGUCCGGCAAAGAAUUCCUCAAAAAAGGCUGGGAACACAUCUACAAAUAACGAUGGGCUCUCCUCUUUGUCGUCGGAGGUCAAUUCAUCUAAUCAUAAAAAGGGAAUUGAGAAGGAAUCUUUAGAGGCGUUCUUUGCUUCGCCUUUAUAUGAUUUCUUAACUCCCUUUAGACCUGUCGGUAAUCAAUGGUGUGCGAAAUAUGUUAUUGUUAUAUUUGCCUUGAUUAUAAGAUGUGCUGUUGGUCUAGGUGGUUAUUCUGGGUUGCAAACGCCUCCAAUGUUCGGUGAUUUCGAAGCCCAGAGGCAUUGGAUGGAAAUCACACAAUAUUUACCUAUCCGUGAAUGGUAUUGGUAUGAUCUUCAGUAUUGGGGACUUGAUUAUCCUCCUUUCACGGCAUACCAUUCAUACGUGUUGGGAAAAUUGGGAUCUUUCUUCCACAAGGAAUGGUUUGAAUUAGACUCAUCCAGAGGAUACGAAUCUCUGGACUUGAAGUCAUAUAUGAGAUUUACCGUUAUCAUAAGUGAGCUGUUACUGUAUAUUCCUGCUGUUAUCUACUUUACGAAAUGGGUUGGGAGAUACAGAUCACAAUCACCUAUCGGGCAGUACAUUGCUGCUGCUGCGAUCAUAUUCCAACCAGCUUUGAUUUUGAUUGACCACGGCCAUUUCCAAUAUAACUGUGUCAUGUUGGGUAUGACUGUUUAUGCCUUGAAUAACUUUUUGGAUGGCUUCUAUGCUAUGGGGGCUAUAUGUUUUGUUCUCUCCAUAUGCUUCAAACAAAUGGCGUUGUAUUAUUCUCCAAUCAUAUUUGCUUACUUGUUGAGCAAAUCAAUAUAUUCCCCUCGUUUUAAUUUCCCACGGCUCUUUGCAGUGGCAAUAUCCACUAUCCUGGCAUUCAUCGGUUGUUUUGGUCCAAUAUAUGUCUUUGGAGGGUAUAAGAACUUAGUUCAAUCUAUUCACAGAAUCUUCCCUUUCGCAAGAGGUAUUUUUGAGGAUAAAGUUGCAAACUUCUGGUGUGUUUCAAACAUUUUGAUUAAAUAUAAGAACCUCUUCACUCAAAACGAUCUUCAGUUGUACUCGCUCAUUGCUACAGUUGUCGGUUUGUUGCCAUCAUUUAUUAUCACUUUCUUGUACCCCAAAAAGCAUUUACUUCCUUACGCUUUAGCAGCCUGCUCUAUGUCAUUCUUCUUGUUCAGUUUCCAGGUGCACGAAAAGACGAUUUUGUUACCAUUGCUUCCAAUCACUUUGUUGUAUUGCUCGAAUGACUGGAAUGUUCUUUCUCUUGUAUGCUGGAUCAAUAACGUCGCAUUAUUCACACUAUGGCCAUUGCUCAAAAAAGAUGGAUUACAAUUACAGUAUGGAGUGUUGCUUGUAUUCAGUAAUUGGCUAAUUGGUAAUUUCAGUUUUGUUACUCCACGAUUCCUUCCAAAGUUCUUAACUCCAGGACCAUCCAUCAGUAACAUUGAUGAAGACUACAGACGUUCUAUAUUGUUACCUAACAGCAUAUUCUGGAGAAUAAUCAUUGUGUCCUCAUACGUGGCUAUGGGUGUAAUACACAUUUUAGAUCACUUUUUCACGCCACCAGCUAAAUACCCAGACCUUUGGGUAUUAGCUAACUGUAGUUUAGGGUUUGCAAGUUUCAUGGUUUUCUGGAUUUGGAACAACUACAAAUUAUUCUCUAUGAGAAAUAAGACGUUGCAUCAUUUAUAA
Messenger RNA from Kluyveromyces marxianus DMKU3-1042, 1725 nucleotides. RefSeq names its product dolichyl-P-Glc:Man(9)GlcNAc(2)-PP-dolichol alpha-1,3-glucosyltransferase (gene ALG6). Gene Ontology annotation, cellular component: endoplasmic reticulum membrane. The transcript has a single exon. Gene Ontology annotation, biological process: protein N-linked glycosylation. Gene Ontology annotation, molecular function: dolichyl pyrophosphate Man9GlcNAc2 alpha-1,3-glucosyltransferase activity. The coding region runs from base 1 to 1725 and encodes 574 amino acids. Lineage: Eukaryota; Fungi; Ascomycota; Saccharomycetes; Saccharomycetales; Saccharomycetaceae. The record is from RefSeq and is a predicted model, not a curated record.